Messenger RNA from Tetrahymena thermophila SB210, 1512 nucleotides. Its product is annotated as AAA domain protein. The record is from RefSeq and is a predicted model, not a curated record. Gene Ontology annotation, molecular function: GTP binding; phosphatidylinositol binding; phosphatidic acid binding. Lineage: Eukaryota; Ciliophora; Oligohymenophorea; Hymenostomatida; Tetrahymenidae. The transcript is spliced from 2 exons.
AUGAGUGAUUCAAAUACUUAACUUUCUAGCAUCCUUAAGGGAUUAGCUCUAGCUGGAAGUGCAGCUAUUAGUGCUAUUGUAGCCAAUAAGUGCUCUCAAAGUAUUAACAACAGAGAAGUUUAAUUAAAGUAACUUCUCAAGCUCGUAGAAUAAAAAGCUGAAUCAUAAAGUGCUUAACCCUCUGAAUUAGAUGCUGAAAACGGGCUUGAUUAGUAAAUUUUGUCAGCUUUUGCAAAAUCUAAUAACUAAAAGAAAGAAAGCAGCCAAAAUUUAGAAAACGAACUUGCUCUUGAAAAGUAGAUUUCUAAGUCUGUUAACGAAUCCAAUAAACUCGUUCAUAAAAUUUGUAUUACUGGUGGUCCUUGUGCUGGUAAAACCUCAGGUUUGGUUCUUCUUUCUGAAAAGUUACGUGAUGAAGGUUUUAAUGUAUUUACUGUCCCCGAAGCUGCUACUAUGAUAGCAAAUGGAGGUGGUAUGAUUGAUAUGUCUCAUUACGAUGACACCUAGUAAAUUAAUUUCCAAAAGGCCUUGAUGAAGACUCAAGUACAACUUGAAGACUCGUUCCAUGGUAUUGCAAAGCUUUCAAAUAGAAAAUCUGUUAUUCUUUGUGACAGAGGUCUUAUGGAUGGAUCUGCUUAUCUUCCCCCUAACCUAUGGAACAAGAUGCUAGAAUAGAUGGGUUUAACUGAAGUCCAAAUUCGUGAUAAAAGAUACGAUUUAGUCAUUCAUUUAGUAACUGCUGCUGAUGGUGCUUAAAAUUACUACAACAAGGAUAAUGAUGUCAGACACGAAUCUCCUAGUGAUGCUAUUGUUGUCGACAGAAAGCUUUAACUCGCUUGGUUGGGUCACCCUAACUAUUAAAUUAUAGAUAAUAUUUCAGUGAAGAAUUUUGAAGACAAGCUAGAUAAGUUAGUAAGUAUAGUUAGACUAUCAGUUGGUCUCUCAGGAUCUCUUAAUAAAGUGCAUAAAAGAUAUUUACUCGAAUACUCUAACUUUGUUUCAUCAAAUGAAGCUAACAUUAAAAUACAAAAGUUCUAUAUUGAAGAUGUCUUCAUUUAACACAACUUACCUAUUAAAGAUAAAAAUCAUAAAAUAUAUACUAAAGUUCGUAGAAGAGGACAAGGUAGUUAAUUUGUCUACUUGUGGUCAUAAAAUGAAUUCAUAAAUGAUGUUUAGGUUUCUACUCAAAAGAAAUAACUCAACUUCAAAGAAUACCUCUUCUUAUUAUCUCUUCGUGAUCCCACACGCUAACCUCUCCUUAAAGAAAGAAUCUGUUUCAUGUGGGAAGGUAUCUAUUAUGUUAUCGAUACUUACUUAAAUGUAAAAGAAGGUUUCAGCUUACUCAAAGCUAAGCUUUAAGAAGAUUAAGAAAUUAAAAUCCCUGGAUUCAUCACUGUUAAACGUGAUGUCUCAAAUGAAAAGGGCUACACAAGUCGUGUCCUUGCCAAGAAAGAUUGGUACGUUCCUGAAGGAGAUGAAGAAAUAUUAAAUAUCAGAAAGGAUUCUCUCUGA